UUUAUUUCCAAGUCCCGGAAUCCGGAGCUGGACUGAUCGUUAUCACGCAUGGAUUAUGGUUUUAUCGCUGCUUUUGAUUUGUUUUUUACUUUAAAGGAAAGUUUAUCAGCACCUCUUUGCAGGUGAGCUGUGUUUCAGCAUCAGAGCCAUGAAUUGCUACUUGAUGAGAUGGGUUGCUUUCGUUUGGAUUGUGAACUCUGUUCCCUGUGGUUUUGGAAUGGUUGUGAGCGAGCAAACAGGUGGUGUAUGUCCCUCUUUGAGUGUUGAGGAUUACAGAUUUUCUGAUGUUUUGGAUCGUCCUUUACAGAUUACAGGAUUUGAUCUCACAGAAAAAUUUCUUCUCCGAAAGGGAACAGUUACAGAGGACCUGGCAUCAUUUCGACUGGGAAGCAGCCCUCUGAUAAAGCCGACAAAAUCGAUAUUUCCAGAUGGACUUUCAAAUGAGUAUUCCCUGGUCACUAUCUUCCGUGUGAGACGAACUACAAAAAAAGACCGCUGGUACCUUUGGCAAAUAUUUGACCAAUCAGGAAGCAGUCAGGUGUCUGUGGUGGUUGAUGGUGACAAGAAAGCAGUGGAGUUUUCUUCCCGGGGUCUGCUGAAAAACUCUUUCCGCUACACGUUUAAGAGUCGUGACCUGCAUGCCCUCUUUGAUCGCCAAUGGCACAAGCUCGGAAUUUCUGUUCACAGCGACACAGUUUCCAUUUAUGUCGAUUGCACGCUGGCUGAAAAGAAAAUGACUGAUGAGAGGGACAGCAUCGAUCUCAACGGGCGCACACUCAUCAGUACACGAGUGGAAGAUGGAAGGCCUGUGGAUAUUGAGUUGAGGCAAAUUCUGAUCUACUGUGACCCUUACAUGGCUGAAAUGGAAAACUGCUGUGAGCUGCUUGAGCCAAAGUGUGGAGUCAACAAGACAUUUAUUGGAACCCCGCUUCCACUGGUUACAGCUCAGAGUCCCCUGAUGCCGUCUCAGCCAACCUCACAAUCAAUUGACACAUGUCACUGUCCAGGACAGAAGGAAGAUGCUGGCGUUCCAGGGAUGCUUGGGCUGUUUAAACAAAACAGGGAAAUAGGAGACAAGGGGGAACUUGGAUCAGAAGGUCAAAAGGCAAUCGAUGGCGAGAGGGGGGACGAAGGCCUGGCUGAAAACCCAGGGUUGCCUGGCCCUCGGGGAGAAAAAGGAGAAAAGGGAUCAGCUGGAGUGCCGGGUCAGCCAGGCAAAGAGGGCAAGAGGGGACGGAGAGGAAAGCCGGGGGAGCCUGGACCAAGAGGCCCACCUGGUCCUUCAGGAGUCGAGGAGGGAGCAAGUUUCAAGAGGGAGAAGGGGGAGUGUGGCGUCCCUGGGGAAAAGGGAGAGAGAGGAGAUCCCGGUCAGCCAGGUGCUGAGGGGACUGGCGGUGCGAAAGGACAAAAAGGCGAUGUUGGUCCUCCUGGUCCUCCUGGUUCUGUGAUGACAGCUCAUGGGUUAAGACAGCUCUCUGGAACUGAUGAAAGAGCCCAGAAGGGUGAGAAGGGAGAUGAGGGCGAAAAAGGAGCUCAAGGACUGUCGGGCCUAAAGGGAAGCAUGGGACCUCCGGGACUGAAGGGAGAUCAAGGAUUGGAGGGAAAACAAGGUCUACCUGGAUCCAUUGGGCUCCCUGGACUCCCAGGCGAUUCUGGCUUACCAGGGGAGCCUGGGGUGCCUGGGAGAGAUGGCCUGAAAGGAGAAAAGGGAGACUCUGGUGGCGUGAUUGGGCCACAGGGGCCUCCUGGUCCUAAGGGGGAGCCUGGAGAGCCUGGUGGUGGAUAUAUGAGUGAUGGGCUGCCUCUGAGCAGAGGAUCUCGUGGGCCAAAGGGUGAAAGAGGUGUGCCUGGAGUGCCUGGAGACCACGGAGAAAAGGGAGAACCUGGAGAGAGUAUCAUUGGCCCCGCGGGACCCCCAGGGAAGCCAGGAGCUGAGGGUCUCCGUGGACCACCAGGUUUAUCCGGCCCUCCUGGUGCGCCAGGAAGAGAGGGCUCCCCUGGUAGACCGGGUCCACCGGGCCCUGCUGGACCUCCAGGUGAACCAACUGCCCUGCCUAUUGUGGGAGACAUGGGUGCAUUACUGAAGAAUGCCUGCAGUCUUUGCCAGGCAAGAGUUCCUGGGCUGCCUGGGCAGAAGGGAGAGAAGGGUCCCCCUGGAGUGCAAGGAGUGGAAGGCUUGGUGGGAGAAAAGGGGGAUCCAGGUGUAAGAGGUCCGAUGGGUAAUCCAGGAAAAGAAGGCCCAAAGGGUGUAAAGGGAGAGAGAGGCUUCCCAGGCCCCACCGGAGACAAGGGCGAUGAGGGCCCUCCAGGAGCCCCAGGACUUCCAGGUGUAACAGGACGAACAGGAACCCCGGGACUUGUAGGUAGACCUGGUCCUAUGGGUCCACAAGGAACAAAGGGAGAAAAGGGAAAUGACGGAGCUCCAGGCAGACAAGGACUUCCAGGACCUCCAGGUGCGCCAUAUGUGGAGGGAAACGGGAUGAGCAGUCUGUACAAGCUGCAGAGUGGUGGAGCUAUUUUAGGACCUCCUGGAGCGCCCGGUGCUCCGGGCCUAAAAGGAGAUGAAGGACCUGUCGGGGAACCAGGACCCAUGGGCUUACCCGGGCUUGAAGGGCUUCCCGGUGCCAAGGGCGAUAUCGGCCUGCCUGGCCCUCCUGGGACAUCAGGUCCUCCAGGGAAACCCGGAACACGCGGAGAGCCAGGGAUCCCAGGAGAGCCGGGUGAGAGGGGCCCCAUCGGAGAGACCGGAUUCCCUGGACCCGAGGGACCUCAAGGUGUUCCUGGGAGGCCUGGAAAAGAUGGAACUCCUGGAUACAAGGGCUCCACAGGUACUCCAGGUGACAGAGGAUCCAAAGGUGAACGUGGUGAUCCUGGCAUUCCCGGAGAAAGAGGCGUUCAAGGUGAAAGGGGUCGCAUGGGUGACCCUGGCAUGGUUGGACCGAUGGGGCCGCCAGGUGAAAAAGGAGAUCCUGGCCCCCCUGGACAGCUGGGGAGCGUAAAACUCCUGGAUGAUCCCAGCUUUACAGAAGAACUCAAAAUCUUUAUCCAAAGUGAAAUAAUGAGGAUUUUUGAAGAGAAAGUGUCUGGCACCGCCACGCAACAGAAGACGCCUGCCGGCAUCUUAGCUUCACCUUUCCAAGGACCUCCUGGACCCCCGGGCAAGGAUGGAUCCCCAGGGGUCCCAGGAGAGCCUGGGCCACCUGGACCUCAAGGAUACCGGGGUCAGAAAGGAGAACGAGGACAGUUUGGUCUGGGCUUACCAGGAGAUCCAGGACCCACUGGGCCACCAGGGCCACCUGGGAUCCCUUCACAAGGCCCCCCUGGCUCUCCUGGGCCUCGCGGACCUCCAGGGACUUGUGACCCGAAUGACUGCAUUCUUCCUACCUUGUAAGCAGAGAGCAGGAGUGUCAAAUGGUAUGGUGUGCUCCGAGGACGUUUGUCAUCCAUGAUCUCCAAGCUGCAGCCACAGAGCAAAAAAAAAAGAAUGACCUCACUGUGUCUGACAGCUUCUACAGUUCUGCUGUAUCAAAUGGACUCAAAACUGACCUCUUUUGUUCACUUCACAAUAACAUUUGGGUGCUGUGGGUGUUUUUCUUUUUCUAGGUGUGCUGUUGUGUUUUGUUUUGAAUGCAGCUGAAAACCUUUUGCAGUGCUGUACUUUGAAGUACUUUUCUUGUCUUUCCAAUUCUUACUGUGAUGCAAUGCAUUCCUUAUCAAAAGAAGUUGUCUUUCAAGACCUAGAGAUAACUGUUUCAUCAGGUUCAGCCCAGGCUGAAUAACCUUAAUAAUUAUUUGUUUGCCUCUUUAACGGGCUUGUCGAUGCACUCUUCAAUUCUUACUCGGUUAAACUGGCUGUAGGUAAGUCUAAUUUUUAGCUGUUUAUGUGUGAGAGAGAGAGAAAGAUCAACUGAGUGAAUGUACGUAUUUUUCAGCAAAUGUAAGUAAAAUGACUUCCUCUGUAACUAAAGCAGCCAGUUUGUCUGAUAUGGAAAUUAUUUAUUUUAAGUGUGCUCCUUAAGAAUGUAUUUAAAAGAUCAUACUAGUCAGCUAUACAUGUAGCAUGGAAAACAUGUCAUUUUGUUAGUAAUUAAAUUAUAAAGACAUGAGGUAAUACAAGUUUUAGUUGCUGAUAAGUUUCAAUGUUUCUGUUUCUUUGAAUUGAUGAGGUGUUUGUGUUUUUUCUUAAGAAUCUAUGGUUAAACUAUAGCUGAAGACCGCUUCCCAUUUUCUGUAAGUCAUUACUUAGCACUUAUUAAGUUGCCAAAGCAUUUUUUUUAAACGCACAUACACAUUUUGAAUACAAGCAAAGAAUUAAGGACAGAUUUAUGUUAUUACAUUAAACUAUUUUUGGGACUUGUUUUUGAAUUUGGUUUUCUUAGAGAUAUUUCUCAUUACCUGAUGAAGUAAGGUGUAAUAUUUUUAUGAAUAAAUUAUAAAUCCUGAGAGUGGUUGAGGCUAGUAGCAAAAAAUUUUAUUUUUCAAGUGGUUUCCAAAAUGUAAAUGCAAGAUGUGAACUGAAAAUGUUUUGAAUGAAUGAGAGAAAAGGUUUCAAAACACUCAAAUAAAACGUAAGCUGGAACAACUUACGUUUGGACUAAAAAAAGAGUCUUUAGUCAGAAUGUCAACAUUCUUGCCACCUGCUGGCCCAGCAUAAGCAUCACAAUGUUUUUCAUUGGAAUCCAAAAGACAACAGGAAAAACACCAGUUUGAAAAAUAUCCAGAGCAGUUUCCUUGACAACUCGGCUGAAUAUGUUUCCAUUCAUUGCUUUCAAUGCUAGAUUAGCAAAUAAUACAUGUUUCCACUUCCACAAGAAAAAAAUCUGUGGUGAUUUUUAUAGCCAAAACUCCUUCAUGUUUCUACACAAACGUUAAUAAAGUGACAUCAGACUUUCCAGCAUUUUCCAACCCUUUCACAGACAUUUUACAAUGAAAUCAGUCAUUUUCAUUCAUGGCAAGCACAACAGCAGCCCUGGGGCAGUCUGACAGAAAGCAAGGAUGGCAUUUUGUACUAUCAGCCCUUCUGACAAGACAGGUGAAGUGUCUUGCCCAAGGACACAAAGACAGAGGCAGGUGAAGUGGGAAUCAAACCAAUGGCCUACCGACUGCAGAGCAAACUCCCAACACUGUCACCCCAAACAACAUAACAAUGCAAAGGUUGGCCACUGAUUUUGACUCUGCCACUUUGUUUUCCAAAGAACUGAGAGACCUUAAAAGGAACCUAUUCUCACCAAUGCUGUUGCACAAAUCACAGCGCGACACGCUAUCCAAAUCCUCAAUCCGCUCCUGGCAGACUGUUGAGUCACGGCUGAUCAAGUGAAUGAAAGCUUGCAGGUAAUCAUUAUAACUUUGAAAUACGAAAACUGAAUUUGUUGAAAUAAGAGGGCGACAAAUUUAACAUUAGGUUCCCAGAAGUUAUUCAGUUCUGAUUUGCAGAAAUCUCAUCUUAUUAGCAGUUAGCCUUCAACCACUCGAAGGUAUUCCAUUCACUUUUUUAUAAACACUGAGAUGGCCUUUUUCAAAUCAGCCCCUACGAUCCCUUUAAAGGCAGAUUCUUCCGCAAAAAAGAAUGUACUUUGAAAUAAUGUCUGUUUUCAAUUAAUGUAGCUCCUCAUUUACUCUGUACUUUGUUUUCAACUGUAAGUAUCUUUCAUAUGCUUUAUUUUAACUUUUUCUUCUAAGUCUAACUCUUCUAGUCUUGAAAAGGGACCUGACAAUAUAACUUUAAAAGCCGGCUGUCUCUGUAACGACACUUCAAGGUUAUCACUUGUCAAUCAUACAUUGCUGCAACUGCACAAAAAUGUGUUGCAUCUGAGAUUAUUAUUCACAUAUGCCGUUUACACAGUGUCACGAAUGAUGAUUCCUCUGGUUUGAGGGUGAAUAAUUUAACUUUAUGACUACAAAGGAAAUCGGACUACCACACCACAGCUAACGGACGGUUAUUUUCGGUUUGGAGGAGACGUUUUACUCGUGAAUGUACUUGAACUGUCUCAGCUGCUUCUACAUCCAGGUUUUCCAGUUACUAACAAGCACUGUGUGUCACCAUAAAUUGUCUGGCUUUUGAUUGCUUUAAGGCUUUUGUUUUGCUGUAUUUAUUUAUUUUUGUUUUUUUUCUGAAUUAGUUUAAUGCUAAUUUUUUUGUUUGUUUGUUUUGUUUUUUUAUGGUUUGAGAUGAUAGUAUCCAAACAGACCACUCUAAUUUCUAGAAACUCCUUUGAUCAUCUGCAAACACUUUCUUCCUCUCAUCCCUUGAUUUGAAUUUAUAUCCCAUUAGCAAAGAUUGAAGUUGCUAACUUGCUUAUUUUACUUAAAUUCUGUUAGUCAACACAUAUUAAACAGCAAAGUGGUAACGACAUUGUUGAAUGUAUAUGAUUAAUAUUAAGCUGUCAUUUUCAGUUAUUUUUAAUGAGGGGUUUGACUGAAAAGCUUUAUUUUUUUAUUUUUUAUUUUUUAGUUUGGCUUCAAUUAAAUGUUAAAAAGGUUAGUGCUCUUUUGUGUGUUUUUAUUUCAUAUGAGAUCCUUUUAAUUCCUUUUUUCUGUCUUUGCUUUUACUUGUCUCAAGUCAUUGACGUUAUGUUUUUCUCUUCCAGUCACACAUAACUCAAAUGCUGCAGAACAAUUAUUUUUUUAUGAUGUCAGCUUGGUUUUAUCAGUGGAAGGGAGUCUAAUUUUAGAAAUAAAGUGUCAAGCUGAUUUUAUUUGUGAGUAAAAGGAGACCCCUGCUGGACGUGUUUGGAUUUCCAUCCACCUUUUAAUCUACAAGGGAAACCCAUCUUUGGGUUUUGGGGCACUUGAAUUCCCCUUCCUUCUACCUAAUCUUGUCCUUUCAUCUUUGUAAUUUUCAUAUUUAGUUUAUGGGCUCCCACCAGAGACAAUUAUGCUGAUCUUGAUGAGAUUCAAAUGAGACAGCACCAGCAGAUUAAUGUCAUCUAAACUUUUUUCUGCAGUGUACUGCUGAGAGCAACUCCCACUGCCUAUUGAAUUUAGCAUGAAUUGUCAUUAAUAUGCUCCACUUUGCUACUUCCAUUUAUCCAAACAGUGUGAUAAGAAGGGAGGACGUUAAUGUCACAGCUCACUUCGCUACAAAUUCAUGCUAUUAUCCAUCACACCAAGUUAAGCUCAAUUUAUUCUAAGUGGAAAUUGUCUGAUGGAGGCAAAAUCAAAGGAGCAGCUUCCUUUGAGAAUGUAUCUAAACAAAAGCUUGCUAAAUAAUGUAAAAUUUGCUCAAGAUAAUGAACCUCAGAUGUCCACGUAUUUCAUCAUUGCUUGUGUUUAGCUGUAAUGUAAGGUGAUCCUGUUGCCACGUGUAAUCUAAUCUUGUGAGCAAGCUUGUAAUGAGGGAAAAUAUGGAUCAGCCUCGCAGCGAGGACCCUCAAGAUUAAAAGCGCCUACCUGCUGCUCUCGCUGAAACGCCCCUUUCCUCUCGCAUAAGUUUGUGUCAUGCUGUGUGACUUUAACUUUUUUUUUCUUUUUUUUUAAGUUUUUGUUCAGUUAAAUAACUACCUCAUUCUUGGUUUAUCGCAUGUCUAUGUGAUCAGGAAAAAAAAUUAGCUGAAAUAUUCCCUGGGAAAAAUGGGAAAACUCUCAUGUGUUUAUGCAAGAAAAAACUGUUGGAUUUAUGUCAAUGUCAGUGUGAGUUCACUGAUUAACAAAAGAAAGUAACUGUGGUUACCAGGUAUCAGAGGUUGUAUUUUACUCUUUGCAGAAUCUUUCAUUUACAGUGCAUCUAUUAAUGCCAUCUGCCUUUCUGUGUGCAAUAAAUGUUCUCAAGUGCUUUA
Poeciliopsis prolifica (blackstripe livebearer) is the source of this 7775-nucleotide messenger RNA. Its product is annotated as collagen alpha-1(XIX) chain-like. The record is from RefSeq and is a predicted model, not a curated record. The transcript has 51 exons. Bases 149 to 3391 code for a protein of 1080 amino acids. Lineage: Eukaryota; Metazoa; Chordata; Actinopteri; Cyprinodontiformes; Poeciliidae.